AGAAUCUAAAAACCAUCUCUCCACACUCUUCGUCUUUCCAAAUCUCCUGCUCUUUCAUACUUCUUUUUCUUCUUUUAACUCUUUUCUCCAACCCAGAAAAUCCUAGAGAAAAGCAAAAUGUCACUUACAAUACCUUCAAAUCUCUCAAAACCCAUGUUAAAGCCAAAGCUUGGCUCUUCAUUGACCCCAAGAUCGUCCAUGAUUGUUUGCUCAGCUUCUCAAACACCAUCAACCCAAGAAAAGGACUCAUCUAAAUCUCCACUUCAAGCAUUCUCUGUAGCAUUAGCACUCUCUUCCAUUCUCUUAUCAGCUCCACUUCCCGCCGUGGCUGACAUCUCUGGCUUGACCCCGUGCAAAGACUCCAAACAGUUUGCUAAACGUGAGAAGCAGCAAAUCAAGAAGCUGGAAUCUUCCCUGAAGCUUUACGCUCCUGAUAGUGCACCUGCUUUGGCAAUUAAGGCAACAGUAGAGAAGACAAAACGCAGAUUCGAUAACUAUGGAAAGCAAGGGUUGCUUUGUGGAUCAGAUGGACUUCCUCAUUUGAUAGUGAGCGGGGACCAGAGGCACUGGGGUGAGUUUAUCACUCCAGGGAUAUUGUUCCUUUACAUUGCAGGUUGGAUUGGGUGGGUUGGUAGGAGUUACUUGAUCGCUAUAAGGGGUGAGAAAAAGCCUGCAAUGAAGGAGAUUAUCAUUGAUGUUCCUUUGGCCACUGGCUUGAUCUUUAGAGGGUUCUCUUGGCCUGUUGCUGCUUACAGAGAGUUCGUUAAUGGCGAACUUGUUGUUAAGGACGUUUAAUCUUUAUACAUUCUCAGUCACAGCUCAGGGAUACGGACAAAGACAACAGAUGGUUUCAUUAAGGAGUGAUUUGGUUAGGAGAUUGCUGGAGGGAUCUUGUGGAACAUUUGUACUUUUAUAUUCUGAACAUUGAACAUUAACUUGUAUGUAUCUAAUGCCUGUGUCGGACAUGAGAAAUUGUUUGGCGUUGCUCA
Messenger RNA from Ricinus communis (castor bean), 989 nucleotides. RefSeq names its product photosystem I reaction center subunit III, chloroplastic. The transcript is spliced from 2 exons. Gene Ontology annotation, cellular component: chloroplast thylakoid membrane; photosystem I; photosystem I reaction center. NCBI's taxonomy places the organism in Eukaryota, Viridiplantae, Streptophyta, Magnoliopsida, Malpighiales, Euphorbiaceae. Gene Ontology annotation, biological process: photosynthesis. The record is from RefSeq and is a predicted model, not a curated record. Bases 118 to 795 code for a protein of 225 amino acids.